Molecule: messenger RNA, 819 nt
Organism: Miscanthus lutarioriparius
Lineage: Eukaryota; Viridiplantae; Streptophyta; Magnoliopsida; Poales; Poaceae
Source: the annotation of a GenBank genome assembly
AUGGUGGGCUCUGGUGUCGAGCUCAACGGCUACUCCCUCUCCGGUGGAUUGCUGGCUUGUGCUGGUGUCGGUCAGGGUGCACUUGCUCUCGGGAAGGAAAUCCAUGCCAGUGUGGUGAAGCUUAGCUUGCAUGGACCAGUUGACCCGGUUGUCGAGAACGGGGUUCGUGAUAUGUACUCAAGGUGUGGAAGCGUAGAGUAUGCAUUGAGAGUGUUCAGGGUGAUGCAUGUCAGGAACAUAGUUGCUUGGAACUCGAUGAUGGCAGCUCUUCUUGGGAGUAGGCAGGCUGAGGAUGCACUGAGGUUGUUUGUUUCCAUGGUUUCUUGUGGUGUUGCCGUGGAUGGCUUCUCAUUCUCCAUAGUUGUGGAUGCGUGUGGGGAGCUGGCAUUAUUGAAGCAGGGGAUGCAGGUGCACGCACAGGUUGUCGGUGGUGGAUUUGAGGCAGAUGUUGUUGUCAGGAACUUCUUAGUGGAUAUGUAUGCAAAGUGUGGUUGUGUUGAUUCGGCCGAGCUUGUCUUCAAAGCAGUUUCAUCAAAUGAUGCUGUUCUUUGGACCACAGUGAUCUCAGCUUAUGGUAAGUUUGGCCGUGUACAGGAUGCGGUCAGCAUGUUUGACAGGAUGGCAUACUUGGGAAUAAAACAAGAUGGCAUAGCAUAUCUUGCGGUUUUGUCAGCUUGUAGCCAUGGUGGACUUGUUAGAGAAGGAGAGGUUACCUGGAAGAAGCUCUUGAAUUCAUUAAGAAUAUGCGAUUUGACUCGAGCGUUGCUGCUUGGAGUGCGUUACUUAACUCAUCUCGAAUAUAUGGGAAUGCCAAGUUAA